GCAGGUUCCCUGCUCUCUCUACAAUCACAAGCUAUACACUGGAAAAAAAAAAAAAAAAAAAAAAAAAAAAAAAAAAAAAAAAAAAAAGCAGCGCAGUUUUACCCCAGCAUCAGAGCCAGUGGAAGUCAGAACAGGUGGAGAGGUGUAUCGAACAGGGAAAGAGAGGAAAGGGUUAAAGGCAUUAUCGCAGCCAUUAGAGGGAAAAGUUGAAGCAAUACAAGCACAGUAGACUUCUCUCUCUCCCCCCACCCUCUUUCUUUCCCCCACUCCCCUCUUCCCAAGCUGGAUCAGUGUGUAGGGAGGGCAGUCAUCACGCCAUCCUAAGCAGCAAAAGCUGACGUUGGACGAAGCUGCCAGGUAGCUGAAAAAAGGCACAGAAGGCAGCUGAUACCCACUUUUCAACGGUUUUGGUUGUUUUUUUUUGUUUUUGUUUUUUUUUUUUUUUUUUUUUUUUUUUAGUCUGAAUCUGGACUUCAAGCAACACAGCGCCUGAGACAGCUCAUCUGAACCAGACUGUAUUGCAAUACUCUCUCUUCCCAAAGAAAAAGACUCCACUGAGUAGCAGAAUGCUGACAGUGUUGCAGCUAGGGCUACAAUACAGAGCCUUUUUGUAACAUUUAAAAUCUUUCUGUUCAUAUAUUUAGAGAUACAUACACACACUCAUACAUCAAUUCUUCCUUCCUUUUCUGAGGGCACCUUUGGCUUUUGUUACCCUGAUGUGACUUCUUCUUCGUCUUGGAAUGAUGGGGAUCUUUCUAGCUUAUGUUGGAUUCAUUUUCUUUUCAGUUAUGUAUAUUCAACAAGGACUUUCUACCCAAGCAAAAUUCACUGAGUUUCCCCGAAAUGUCACGGCCACUGAAGGGCAGAACGUGGAGAUGUCUUGUGCUUUCCAAAGUGGCUCUGCUUCCGUGUACCUUGAAAUCCAGUGGUGGUUUCUGCGGGUGGCUGAGGACCAAGAGGCUGGAGCUGAGAUGACAGGCACCCAGGUGGAGCUCUUGCCCGAGCGGGACCUGGACAGCGACGGCACCAAGAUCAGCACAGUGAAAGUACAAGGGAAUGACAUCUCCCACAAGCUGCAGAUUUCAAAAGUGAGGAAAAAGGAUGAAGGCUUGUAUGAGUGCAGGGUGACCGAUGCCAACUAUGGAGACCUUCAGGAAUACAAGGCCCAGGCAUUUCUCAAAGUCAACGCUAACAGCCACUCUCGGCGAAUGCAAGCCUUUGAGGCAUCUCCAAUGUGGUUGCAAGACAUGAAACCUCGCAAAAACAUCUCAGCAGCUGUUCCAAGUAGCAUCCAUAACUCUGCCAAUCAGCGUGUGCGUGCCACCUCCAGCCCUGAAGCAGCAGCCAAAAUCCCCAAACAAAGUCCACAAUCAGGUAUGAAAAACAGGGGACAACACAUGAGCAUUUACAUCUCGCAGGAAGAAUUUAGCUGGAUCCCAGUGGCUGAUAGGUCAAAAUGUGAGAAUGCCUGAUCCAAGUAGAGUUUAAGUAAUAAUGUAGAAAUAUUAUAUGCGUACAUACUAAUGUUCUUCCAGGUUACUGUCUUUGAGGGUAACAUAAUUGUAGUCCAGCUUUUCCCAGUGUUCUUGACCUGCAAUAAAAUUUCCUUUUGUUCUCAUUAUGAUAAUUAGAAAAUAAUGUUAGAAAUGGCGGGGAAAUGAAUAAUCGAUUUAGCAUAUCCACAGACAGAUCAACAGUUUUACUUAUAUUACCAUGCUCACAGUUCCAGUGACACUAUUUAAGUCCUGGUCAGAACUGUACACACAAACUGCAUCUGCAUGAAAACUCUGUAUUCAAAUACUCUGUAUUUUUAAGACAUUUGGAUUUGGAUUUGGAUCCUGAUCUGUAUUUGCCUCUGACUUCAGUCUAAAAACAGUGAAACUAAACCUCUGAUUUAAACACCCUAUGACUUUUAAAUUCACAGUCAAAAUGGAAAUUUUUUACUAUUUCUGUUCACUUACCCUUUAUCAGUAUGGAAAACAAAAUAAUAGAAUAUGAGCAAAUAUGACAGAAUAGAAAAAGGAAAGAAUCUAAAAAGGCCACUUUCAGUUUUGCUAUGUUAUUAUUCUACAUUUUCAGCUUUCACCCUUCCAAAAUCUAAAGAAAUACUUGGGUUCAUGAGAGAAUACAGUUUUUUCACACAUCUGAAAAAAAAAAAAAAAAAAGAAAGAAACUUGGAUAUAUUUAAACUCCCAUUAUAUUUCAUAAAGAAUCACUGAAAAGAUGAGAGUGUACCUAAUAGUCAUAUAUGUCACUGUAUAUCUCAAAUCAUUUUUGUUGGGGGUAACACAUUACUGAAAAUGUAUCAGUUUGGGUUAGGUAGCAUUUUGGAAACUACUAAGCCAGUAAAUAGAGACCUGAUAUGACAUUAGGAUACACUAAUCAGUUACCAAAACCAUGCAGAGGACACUGAUUAUGACAGUGAUUUCCAACAGUCCUAACAGCCUCUUUCUUACCUAGAAGCUGAAUUGUUUUAGUAUUUUCCCUAAUUUUUUCUCAUGUCCUCAGUAUUGCUUUAGCUUAUAAUUGCUGCAUGUACUAUAACCUAAAUCCCUUGCAAGAUAAAGAAACUUGCUGUUUAGAGAAGAACAUGUAUGUAGAACAUGUGAUGAAUUGGAGGGAGGUUGUGAUUUAUACGGACCGAAAAUUAUAAAUAAAAAGUUUAUCAAGUGUAUGCAAUAUAUGAUCCCUAAUUUGGAGAUCUACAGAUUGUCGUAUUGGAAAAAAGGAAAAAAAAAAAAAAAAAUAGUGCUUUGCCUGCAAAUAUUAUGGUAGAUUUUCCUAAUGUGAAAUUGUUUAAGUCAAACUUAUUUUGUAUCAUACUGUUUCUCUUCCACACAUUGCAGCUUUCAAAUUCUCAAGUUAUAAUGCCAUUAAACGUUAAAAAAGUUCUUUUAAAAAAUAUCCAUGAGACUCCUCUGAGUAUUUAUCCUUAUUUGCAUUGUACAUAUUUUGUGUAGAGGAAAUGUAUCUCCAAAGACUUCUUUAAAAUUGUCUUGAGCAGUGUAUUUCUCUAGUUCAAUCAAAAGAAUAUUUAAAUGGAAUAAAACUAGUGAAAAUAAUUCAAUAAAUCAUGACAUGAUCUAACACUAACAAAGGUUCUAAGUAAGUUCUGCUAAACUAGUUAGGGAAAGAAAAGCCUUUACAAAAAUCUGUCAAAUGACAAAUUUUGCACCGUAUAUAAAAGAGAGAACAUGCUGCAAUAAAACCAAAAUCAGAAAUUGAGCUUGACCCUUAAGGCUCAAGUUUGCAACUACCACCUGUAUGAGAAUAACCCACAGGAAGAAGUUACAGCAAAUUUGUUUGUGUGUUUGCUUGUUCCUAGUACGGAACAAGUGUUUUGAGAAGCCCAGAAAACUACAGCAGUGUAGUACAGGUAGCAUUUGUCAAGAGAAAAAUAGGCUUUGCACACCUGUCUACGUUCAGUAGGAAGCAAGGUCAGAGUUCCCAUGGACUUCUUUGAAAAUCUUAGUAAUGUCUUUGAGACAUGUUUCCACUGAAAAGUUAAUAUUCACUGUAUUAACACACAUGGAUAAUUCAUAUGUAUAUCUGAAAUAUCACUGCCAUUUAGAAGCUCUUGUGUAUGUGACAGAGGACUAAGAGUCUUUUAUGGCAACUACUAUGUAUGCAACAUCUCACAGCAUGUAUUUACAAAAGGAAGCAGUGUUCAGAGAUCUGGGAUUUAGUUUAAUCCCUGUUUUUGAAGGGAAAAACUUACUAAAGACAGGAACAGAAAUACUUGUUGCUACACUUAUAAGCAUAGUUAGCAGAUACAGAGAAAUGUUUUACUGAGAAACAUCUGAAAACUUUAAAAAAUGAGCAUUUGCCUUGAGUUCUUUUUGCUUUCAUUGUGUAUAUUGAUGAGAAGAUAAAUGUGCUUUUCGGGGCUGCAGUGGAAUCCAGUAUUCAGUUUAAUAUUAAAUUCUUUAAAAAAAUAGCUUAUACAUGAUUAAUAGAUUUUUUUAAAAAUAAGCAGUUAUUAGAAGUCCAGCAUUAUUAUGGACUGCUUAUAACACCAUUAUAUCUUUGUUAUAGAACUGAUGCCUGUAACCGUCAAUAACAUUAAUCAUUUUCAAGUAUACAACACAGCUAUAAAAUCUAUUAAUCAUGCAUUAACCCAUUAUAAUGGAAAAUUUUAUUUAUAGUGUAACUAAAUUAAAUUUAUGUUUUUCACUUCAGGUAAUAUAUUUCAAAUUCUGAAUGUAAUUAAUUCUUUACAAUAUAGGGAGUUAUAAAGCACCAAGACUUGGUAUGUACAACAUCUAAAUACUCAUGUCCUUGGUGUGAGAACAUUUCAGUUUAAUUUGUCUAGUUCUGAAUGGUUUUAUUCUGAUAACGUACUUAAAAGUUAAAGUCAUAUUUUUAGAAAUAAUGGAAUGUACCAUUGUUCUCAAAGCUUUUUAAAAAUAAAACCCAAAAAUCUGGGAAAAUAUAAUUUCUCAGAAAUAAAUACUAUAAACAUUUUAGCAUUGUGCUCCCCCCUUGUAAAUAGCACAGCCAUUUGCCAGUAUCUCCUCUGUUUUACAAAAAAAACAUUCUUUAGCCACUAAAUUACCUUUUUAUUAGCAGUCAAUGAUGUGAUGCUGGAAAUGAUUUUGUAAAGAUCACUCUGAGAUGGAAGGUGUUUGGGUUUGUUCCUCUUGGUGUAUGGUUUCACUGGAUAAUGUUAUUUAAAAAGACAGACAAGAAAGAAAAGCAAAGCAAACAAAAAAAACCUCCCUGGGACUGAAAUACUUUGUAUGUGUUGUUA
Molecule: messenger RNA, 4750 nt
Organism: Tyto alba (common barn owl)
Lineage: Eukaryota; Metazoa; Chordata; Aves; Strigiformes; Tytonidae
Gene: VSTM2A
Product: V-set and transmembrane domain containing 2A
Exons: 6
Coding region: 741-1472 (243 amino acids)
Source: RefSeq, a predicted model, not a curated record